Messenger RNA from Meloidogyne enterolobii, 1020 nucleotides. Lineage: Eukaryota; Metazoa; Nematoda; Chromadorea; Rhabditida; Meloidogynidae. The record is from the annotation of a GenBank genome assembly.
AUGAAUAAUAAUGCUUCAACUUUGUCUGACCAAUACCAAUGUUGUAGCAAUGAUUUGGCUCUUGUUGGAGAGAAUUUGGCAAAAUCAAUGGGAAUUGAGCAAGUUUUGAACAAUUCGAAGAAUUCUGAAGUAAUUGAAGAAGAAAAAAUGGAAGAGGAAGGAAAGGUUGAAAAAAGUGAAGAUAAAAUUGAAGAAAACGUAAAGGUUAAAGAAGGACAUGGAGAAGAAGAGAAGAAUAAUAAAAAUGACAAGACUUCUCCAAUUUUUGAAGAAACUGUUUUGGAUUUGAGUAAAUCUGUGGUGAUUAAUGACGAGGAUACUAGUGGACAAAAUGAGAAAAAUGCUAUAAUAGAAGAAAAUAAAACUGUCAAUAAUUCAUUAAAUAAUAUGGAAAUUCCGUGUGUUGAUUCAUCAAAUACUACAUUAACAAAAAUGUUUAAUGAUUUUUUGUCUCAUUAUAUGGGUGGUGGAUUUACAGCAAAUAAUAAUGGACAAAAUGUUGUUGGGGAUGGACAGGAAGGAAAGAAGGAUGUGGACAAUCAAGAGACGGCUUCGACUACUUUGCCUUUUUCUGCUAAUUUCUUCAUUUCUCCGCCACCACCACCGCAACAACCUGUUGUUGCUGAAAUGCCUUCAGCACCUCCUGUAGCGGCUGAAAAUGGAACUCAAACUGACAAUGAGGAAGGAAAAGAGGAAAAGCGUGCCAACAUUUACCCUGAUUUGGUUGCCCAUGCAUUAUCUCGUAGUGGAAUUGUUGAUGAAAUUUGCACUGCUGGUGCUCCUCAUCCUUUUACAAUUGCCCAGCCUGGGGGAUCGCAACAUAGCCGUAAAUGUUCGUGGCAGCAUUGGGAAAUUAAAGUAAAUAACAUUGCCAAUCAACUUGUGGAUAUGGGUUAUGAUAAUUGUAAUGGAUGGCUCUAUCGUUUGGUCGUAGAAGCAAAUUAUGACGUUAAUCGUGUAUUUGAACUUAUUGAAGAGGACCCGCUUCAUUUGGAACGCCAAAUUUUGGCUGAUUUGUAA